GCGGCCACCGUAAAACAACAAUUAUAGCAGCUGCUGAUGAAAUGGCAGGUAUGCUUCGUUUAUUAUUUAACGUAAUUUCGAAUACGAUUUGAUUUGGAGUUCCUGAUUGACCUCCCUGUUUUUUUCUGACUAAGAUGCAGUAACUCCACAGCUGCAGAUUAUCUGUACAGAAACCGAUGUCGGUGCAGCUGCUAUAAUUUUGAUCCAGGCCGACUGCUUGCAGGCCGCUUUAUCUAAGGGGGCGGAUACAUGCUUUGAAGGGCUUUUUUCCUCAUGCGAGUCGCUCGGAACGCGAUUGAUUGCGGAAACACGGGAUAUAUCCACGGAGAGCCGUUUUCCUUACUGACUACAACAAAUCACGGUAAACAUGAAUGAAAAUUAGAAAGCAACUCCUCAGCUUCCAAACACAGCAUCUUCAAAUAGUAACUGUUUGUAAACUUUGAAAACUACAUGCAAUAAUUUUGUCAAGGCAAAUGAUUUUUCUCUUCUGUCACGUCCAUCCAAUGCAUUGUUACUGUCAUUCGAGCAUUUUGCAAAUUGGCAAACAUCUCACAGGUCUGGUUUCCCAGAUGUUUAGCUGUUCCCUGUGAGUCUGUCUGGCGUUAGGGUGCUGGUGUCCUCGCGUGAGCAGCCAGAAAGCAGCCAGAUCCUCCAAGAAAUCACAGUGGAGAGGGUUCCAGUUUAAAGAGCAGUGGAAGAAGGAACUAACAUGUCAGACACAAUCAUAGCAUUUCAGUCCCAGCUCUGUGGGGUGAUGGAGACUGUACUGAAAGCGGCCGUGUGCGAGAUCACCAGGCUGGUGGAGGACAGCUUCCUGGCAGAAGUGGCACAGAGCCGCCAGGAAGCGGAGACUCUGCGGCAGAGGCUGAGGUGGUAUGAGGGCAAACGCAGGGAGCGGGCGGCGGACGGGAAGACGCGGUGUGUGGAAUGUGGCAGGGCUGGAGGAGGCGGAGCCCCGGCAGAGUACAGGCCAGCUGUAGCUGUCCAUGAUUUAGUUUGUAUUGCAGGAGCUGAAGAGGCCAGCCUUCUUCAUGCUGACAUGAGGCUCCAUGUUGAGGAUUCGAGUUCCAGUGAGAGGAUGAACACACACACACCAUCUGGCAGCGUGACAGAUCAGCAGAGGGGCAAGCAGUAUGCGGGAGAGAGUGGGGAGCAGGAUGGCGCACAGGCAGGCCAUGAGGGCGUCAGCAUGAGGCUUGGCCAGCCGGGGGCGCUGCACUGUGCUGGGGCAUCACAUGAUCUGGACUCCAAGGAUGUCUCCUGGACUGCUUUUAAGCUAGGAGACAGUGACUCGGAUGCUGAUGGACUAGAGUCGUCUCAUGUGGCGAGACAAGAUGCAGAGAGUCCAGGAGAUCAUACCAAAGAGCCUUGGUCAGCUCCUUCAGAAGGUUCCAGUAAGAUGGGGUCCUCACAACGCCGCGUAAGUGUGAAAGCAGAGACAGAGCUGUCCAGCAUAGUGCCUGUUAAAGAAGAAGUAGACAUGGCGCCUCUAUGGAGGGAUCAGAUCCAGUCAGAGACUGUGUGCAGGCAGAUCUCUAGCUUAGCGCUUCCGCAAGAUACCAUGCAGCUAAUCAGCUCAAGUGCUGACAAAAUGGGAAAUGAGAGAUUUCGAUUGAGGCAGCCGCAUGGAGCAUCGAAUAGUCCAGAAAAGGAUGGAUGUCCCCCCCAUAAAAACGGGCAGACGCUGACAAGCUCAGAGACCCGUACGGCUUGCACAGUCGAAAAGCCAUUUAGUUGUAUCUGUUGUGGGAAGAGCUUUUCCCGUUUACCGUAUCUUAAGGAACACCAGAGGACUCACACCGGUGAAAGACCCUUCAGCUGCGCCCAGUGUGGGAGGUGCUUCUCCAAGUUAAGCAAUCUGAAAGCGCACCGUAGGGUCCACACGGGUGAAAGGCCGUACAGCUGCCCCAGCUGCGGCAAAAGGUUUACCCUGAAGAGCAAUCUGAAGAGGCAUCAGAGAAUUCAUGCUGCUGACAGACUGUUUUAUAUCUGAAAUGCAGCUGCCCAUUGCAGGCUAACUCACUGUGUAAUAUAGCAUGUAAAUAUGAAAUCAUUAUCAAUAAAUAACUUUUUUUUCAAA
This is a messenger RNA of Brienomyrus brachyistius, 2080 nucleotides long. RefSeq names its product zinc finger protein 774-like. Gene Ontology annotation, molecular function: RNA polymerase II cis-regulatory region sequence-specific DNA binding; DNA-binding transcription factor activity, RNA polymerase II-specific. The transcript is spliced from 2 exons. The coding region runs from base 710 to 1993 and encodes 427 amino acids. Gene Ontology annotation, cellular component: nucleus. The record is from RefSeq and is a predicted model, not a curated record. NCBI's taxonomy places the organism in Eukaryota, Metazoa, Chordata, Actinopteri, Osteoglossiformes, Mormyridae. Gene Ontology annotation, biological process: regulation of transcription by RNA polymerase II; central nervous system development.